CUGUUUUGACUUUUUUUUCCUACUUAUUUUCCUGGAAAACCUUUUUUUUCCCCGGGAAAAUUGAUUUCGGGUGACGAAGGAAAGAAAAUAUGAAAACGAAAACUGAAGUUCACGAAAUUUCGAAUCGAUCGAUGUUUCGUGCCGAAGAAACGGAUCUGCGAUUGAAUUUGGAUUAGGAAUGAUCUGUUAUGCUGUGAUUCGAUUCAACUUUAUCGAGUAAAAAGUAUCAGUUCUGUUAUUCAAGCGUAAUAUUUGUUUUUUAUGAAGACUGAGCAGUAAAGGAUCUGGUGAUACAUUGGAAGCCAAGGAUAAAAAUGUCUUCAACAGGCAAAGCUGAGAAGAAGGCGGCCAUUGAUGCAGCAUCAUGGAUGUUCAAUGUGGUGACAUCUGUUGGAAUAAUCCUGGUUAAUAAAGCUCUUAUGGCCACAUAUGGUUUCAGCUUUGCUACGACGUUAACAGGGUUGCAUUUUGGAACAACAACAUUGUUGACAUCUGUUCUAAGAUGGCUGGGCUACAUCCAGCCCUCACAUCUGCCAUUGUCCGAUCUCUUGAAGUUUGUUUUGUUUGCAAAUUUCUCUAUUGUUGGAAUGAAUGUGAGUCUGAUGUGGAACUCUGUGGGAUUCUAUCAGAUCGCAAAGCUGAGUAUGAUCCCAGUAUCUUGUUUUCUUGAAGUUGUCUUGGACCAUGUGCGAUACUCAAGGGACACAAAGCUUAGCAUACUGUUGGUUCUCAUUGGUGUUGGUGUUUGUACUGUUACUGAUGUGAGCGUCAAUGCAAAAGGUUUUAUUGCUGCUUUAGUGGCAGUUUGGAGCACUGCUCUCCAGCAGUAUUAUGUUCAUUUUCUUCAACGCAAGUAUUCUCUUGGUUCUUUCAACUUAUUGGGGCAUACUGCUCCUGCACAAGCUGCAUCACUGCUGGUACUAGGGCCUUUUAUGGACUACUGGUUGACAAAUAAAAGAGUUGAUGCUUAUGGCUAUAGUAUGACAUCUGUGUUAUUCAUUAUCCUGUCCUGCAGCAUUGCCGUUGGAACCAACCUUAGCCAAUUUAUCUGUAUCGGCAGAUUUACAGCCGUAUCUUUCCAAGUCCUCGGCCAUAUGAAGACAAUUCUAGUCCUGAUCUUAGGAUUCAUAUUCUUUGGUAAAGAGGGUCUCAAUCUACAUGUAGUGUUUGGCAUGAUCAUUGCAAUAGUGGGCAUGGUCUGGUAUGGCAAUGCCUCAUCCAAGCCGGGAGGUAAAGAGCGGCGUAGCUAUUCGCUUCCCAGUACCAAAUCCCAAAAACACGAUGGAUUAUCAGAAUCUUCUGAUCCUGAUGAGAAGGUAUAGAACUCGGCUAAAAGGUCUGGAAGCCAAUAAGAAAAGAAACAAGAAAAGAGAUAUUGAGCAAUUUAGAUCAGCGGAUUCAAGCAGUUUCUUUACUGUCAUAUGGCGAAUCCAUUUAAUUUAUUACAAAUUCUUUUUACCAUGAUUCAUUUUUAUGGACUCAAACUUGUGAAAGGGAAAUAGUUUUUUCUGUUGAACUGGUGCAAGUUUCCCAAGAAUGUACGCUGUUCUACAUUAUUUUUCAUAGUAAUUUAUUUUUUCUGAUCAG
Molecule: messenger RNA, 1587 nt
Organism: Morus notabilis
Lineage: Eukaryota; Viridiplantae; Streptophyta; Magnoliopsida; Rosales; Moraceae
Product: UDP-rhamnose/UDP-galactose transporter 6
Exons: 6
Coding region: 315-1322 (335 amino acids)
Cellular component (GO): Golgi apparatus
Molecular function (GO): antiporter activity; UDP-galactose transmembrane transporter activity
Source: RefSeq, a predicted model, not a curated record